AUGGUUCAAUUCCUCAAAGCUCACCCAAAGGCAACAUCCGCAGAAAACUACUGGAUGCCAGAAGAGAUUCAUGACAGGGGCCGGACCUCUAUAGGAAACUUCGUCCAAUGUUCUGCCCUCCACAAUCAUGGUCUCCGCUUCCCUCAUCACGCGCCGCCAGCACGCCUCGAGAAGAUGUUCGAGCGAGGACAGCGCGGUCUUCUCAUUUACGACAACUGCGACACAUGGGAGCUGCGUGGCUUUUGCGUUACCAGAUUGCUGGUCGUAGCCCGCCUAGCCCAUCGCAACAGAGAAGAACUCAUCGCAUUUCUUGAGAAUGAAGACGAGAAAGCAGAAUUCCAGUACGUAUGGACUUCGAAGCUUUGCCAGAGCAUGGAUCUAACAUCGAGCAGUCUCUUCGAAGACCUGCUACCCGAGCUACGUAUACAGAUCUAUGCGCACUACACGAAGAGUCUAGAACGUGAGCACUACGGUUCACCCAGGAAUCGUAUAGCCGCUGAGCCACCAAUCACCAAGGUCUCGCGCCUGCUUCGCCGCGAAGCUUUGCCGGUCUUCUACAACGUCUUCGAGUUCGCCGUCGCCGUCCCGAAUCUCCUGGAUGAUACCAAAGAUGCAGCAGCUCUCUUCUUCGAGAGAGCACCAGUCAGUGUGAUGGAGAGAAUAGGAAAGUUGCGUGUGCAUGGAUUCGUUGUCCGUCCCGGCCAUGACUACAAAGUCUACCCAUUCAAGUUCAAGCUGGGUGACGGCCAGGAUGCAUUGCGCGUCAAACAAAUUGACGCCAAAUAUGUCGAGGAGUGGCCCAGCCACGUGCAGGAGAAGAUGCAAGUCAGGGUUCAAGACUUGGAUAUUCAAGGCAAGGAGGACAAUCUUCGACUCCAGCGAGGCGACUUAGACAAGCUGUUGGCCAUUUCCAGGAACAUCUAG
Molecule: messenger RNA, 924 nt
Organism: Lecanosticta acicola
Lineage: Eukaryota; Fungi; Ascomycota; Dothideomycetes; Mycosphaerellales; Mycosphaerellaceae
Source: the annotation of a GenBank genome assembly